GGUGCAACGUGCUAAUGCAAACAAUCCUGCUCGCAGAAAGGCGACUAUUCCAAGCCGUAGCUGUAAAAAAGUAAAUGUAGAAGAGUCGCUUGUUUCGCAACACGAUUUGUGCCAAAAGGGUGUAAAUACCCCGUUUUCAUGAGCUUAUUUCAAAGGGGACGUGAGUGAAAUUGCCUGCACCCAAACAUUGAUUUGGUUUGAUUCUAAAAAAAAAAGUUCAACUGCUCUCCAUAAUGAAAGCAAUCACGGCAGUGUGUGCUACAGGUUCCCCUGUUCCGGCUAUUGCGAAUGGCCGUGUGCGUCAACGCCAUCGAGAAGGGGAAAAUGAUCCGGAGAUUCAGGUGUAUUUAACGAAGCUUAAGGACUUGGUACCGUUUACGGCGAAAGACCGCAAAAUAUCCAAGCUCGAAGUCAUCCGGAAUGUGAUUGACUACAUUUGUGAGCUGCAGAAUACUCUAGCGCACGCCGACGCAUCAUCCGAUUCGGCCACACCAGUAGGACAGAGACAACCUCUGGGCAUUCGGCCCCCAGCCCCCAAUACGAUUCUGGCCACUAGUUCCUCCCUUACUGGCAACAUGAACAACAACGUUCACACUUCCAACACCAGCACCAUCUUAACUGGCGAAACUUCCGUCGCCAGUGAUACACCACUGGCAGCAGCCGAGAUCAGCGAAAAAGUGAUGCCCUCGUAUUGAAAUUCGGAAAUAUGGUGCCUGUUCCAAAACGGAGCUCUUUUACCUGGUGCAAUAAACCAACAUACAUACAUACAUAUAUACAUACCCGAUGAUUCUAGCGGAUCUCAACUGCCGACUCUUCCCUGUCCCAGGCGAGUUGUGCUAUAUUCAGAAUCAUCGAGGUGCCUUGCAAGGUGGCAAGGCAAUCUGACAAAAAGGAUGGUAGGAACUUCAAGAUGCAUUAUGUGUAAGAAUUGGCCAGGAAUAGAUCUGCCCAUUUUUCGACUAUUAUACUGAAACAAACACAAUUAUUUUAAUUCCAUUAAUGUUCUGUGAUUAAUAGACAUAUGUUUCGUUUAAUUGUGCAUAGUUGUUAUGAAAACAUUCAAAUACGUACCCGUAAACUUGUAGCGUUGGAGAAGAACCCAUAAAAUUCGUCAUCGGGCACUUUGAAGUUUGAAUAUCUGACUGGAAUGGGAGAUACGUUCACGUGACUCUACUGUGCGUAACCAUGGAUUAAGGACUUUUCGAGUUCUCAACUUUUGUUUUCAACAUUUUAAUCAUAACAUCAAAGUUCUUGGUCCAUACCGAAAUACUACAACAGAUUUUCUGUAUUGUAGAGGGGUUGUCCAUCUAUUUCUUUUAGUUAUUUCGUAUGAGCUAUUACAAAUAAGAUCUGAUCGACAAAAGCGAUCUAGCAUUAUUACUACCGAGAGCAGACGAAAUUAUAUUCAAUUAAAUUAUUGUAAUAUUAAAGCGUUUGUAGUGCAAGAUGUAAACGAAGAAGUAAAUAAAAUGUAC
This is a messenger RNA of Anopheles nili, 1475 nucleotides long. RefSeq names its product DNA-binding protein inhibitor ID-2-like. Gene Ontology annotation, molecular function: transcription regulator activity; protein dimerization activity. Lineage: Eukaryota; Metazoa; Arthropoda; Insecta; Diptera; Culicidae. The record is from RefSeq and is a predicted model, not a curated record. Gene Ontology annotation, cellular component: cytoplasm; nucleus. The transcript has 2 exons. Gene Ontology annotation, biological process: cell differentiation; circadian regulation of gene expression; negative regulation of transcription by RNA polymerase II. The coding region runs from base 234 to 695 and encodes 153 amino acids.